AUGGUGCAGUUUGCAAUGACUGAAAAUGCAGAAAGAGAUGGGGUUGUUCUGAAUCAGGUAAUUAUUCAAAAACGAAGAAUAAUUGCAGGAACAAGGAACAACAAGUACUUCAAUUCAAUUGUUAGUAACUCUGAAGUUAUUGGUAAAACUGGAGUAGGAUGGCCAACUAUUGGUGUUCCAAUUGCUGGAUGUCUUGGCGAUCAACAUGCUGCAAUGCUUGGACAGGAAUGUAAGAAAGGUGUUGCGAAGUGCACGUACGGAACCGGAGCAUUUAUAUUGUUGAAUACUGGCAAGGAAUUGAUCACCUCAACCAAUGUAUUACUGACUACUCUAGCUUACAAACUCGGUCCUGAUGCACUGCCGAGUUAUGCGUUAGAAGGUUCAAUUGCAAUUGCUGGCGCGGCAGUUCAGUGGCUUCGAGAUAGUCUUGGUAUAAUCCAAAGUUCUGGUGAGAUCGAAGAACUAGCAAACGAAGUUGAAAACACAGGCGUAGUGUAUUUUGUCCCAGCUUUUAAUGGCCUGUUUGCUCCAUGGUGGCGUGACGAUGCACAUGGAAUUUGUAUCGGAAUCACAAGAUUUACUAACAAAGCGCACAUCGCUCGUUCCGUUUUAGAGAGCAUAUGUUUUCAGGUUAAAGAUGUUGUAGACUCGAUGCAUAAGGAUUCUGGCGAAAAUGAUGAAUUGAAGGAUGAGAAUGGUGAUCUUAUUCUCAGAGUUGAUGGCGGAGCGACUGCUAACAGCCUAUUGAUGCAAAUUCAGGUGGAUUUGUUGGGAUGUCCAGUGGCGAGACCAGCUAACAUUGAAACAACUGCUCUUGGAGCAGCAUAUGGCGCUGGACUAGCCAUCGGAGUUUGGACUGAAAACGAUGUCUUUUCCGAUCAAGGUAGUGACGAGAAAACCACCACUUUCCAUCCCAACUUGAGUAAGGAGCAAAGGAAAACAAGGGCGGAUUCUUGGUGCAAAGCUGUCUCGAGAACUUUCGAUUUGGAUAACCUUUCCUUCUAA
This is a messenger RNA of Papaver somniferum (opium poppy), 1005 nucleotides long. RefSeq names its product glycerol kinase-like. Gene Ontology annotation, molecular function: glycerol kinase activity. The record is from RefSeq and is a predicted model, not a curated record. Bases 1 to 1005 code for a protein of 334 amino acids. Gene Ontology annotation, cellular component: mitochondrion. Gene Ontology annotation, biological process: glycerol metabolic process; triglyceride metabolic process; glycerol-3-phosphate biosynthetic process. NCBI's taxonomy places the organism in Eukaryota, Viridiplantae, Streptophyta, Magnoliopsida, Ranunculales, Papaveraceae. The transcript has 2 exons.